Symbiodinium sp. CCMP2592 is the source of this 576-nucleotide messenger RNA. Lineage: Eukaryota; Dinophyceae; Suessiales; Symbiodiniaceae. The record is from the annotation of a GenBank genome assembly.
AUGGCUACAAGGUGCAUGGAGGCGGCCUCCUGGUGCCGCUCAGCCCUGCGUCGGCUGGGCUGUUGCAAGCGGCGGCGGUUGGAGGCGCGCAUUCGCAGCAAAUUGCUAGCUUGCUGGCUAGCUGCCGCCAGGAGUAGUGCCACUGUCGCCUUGCAGCUCCAAAGCGGGCUCGGCGAAGAGUCGAUGCGCUUAACCGUGGCCUCGCGCAACGCCAGCGCAACCCAGCUCUUCGAGCUCUGCGGUGCGAUCUUGCGGAAGGAGCCCUUCAGGAAUGGAGGUGUUCUGCGGAACCGCUUCGUGAUGCGGACGCCUUCCGGAGGACUGCUGGCCGCCUUCGGGCCCUGGGGCCAUUUUGAAGUGGAAGGUGCCCCUUGCAUGCAGCUGGUGGAUGCUUCUUCCUCGUGCGACGAUGCGUUGGAGCGCUGUCAAGACUGGACAGUUGUCUCUGCUGCCCCGGUGGUGAAUGAGAUUCCGGAAGAGGUCGCCCAGGAGGCACAAAGAAUCGCUGCCAGCAAAGUAUCGGGAUGGGAACAACUGCACCUUCGUGCUUCCUUCUUCGAACGGUGCUCCUUGUGA